AUGCUCCAACGAGUAUAUCUCGCCCUCAAACUCGCCGGCCUCGUGCUUUCUCUGAGGUGUCAACAACUAACACACAUAAUCGCUGCCAAAAUCCAUCGCCUCACAUACAAAGCCGUUGACCACCCCAAGAAUGUGGUCGUGGUCGGAGGGUCCUUUGCGGGCUUCUUCCUUGCCAAGCACCUUGCUGAGUCGCUGCCCACAGGCUGGAGAGUGAUUUUGAUAGAGAAGAAAUCGCACUACCAUUUCACCUGGAAUUUCCCUCGGAUCUCUGUUGUGCCUGGUCACGAUACCAAAGCCUUUGUCCCCUACCCGAGACAACUUUCAACAGCUCCAGAUGGCGUCUAUCAGUUCCGGCAGGCCAAUGUCAUCGCGAUUGAUCUGCAGAAGGUGACUCUGGCAGACGGAGCAACCAUCGACUACGAGUACCUAGCUAUCGCGACUGGUUCGCAGGCUAGAUAUCCGGCGAAGCUCGAUGCGAAUGAGAAGGGCGAAUGUAUCCAUUUCUUCCAGGACCAACAACGACGAGUUGCAGCCGCCAAGGACAUUGUGGUCGUCGGGGGUGGAGCAGCAGGGGUCGAGGUCGCCGGCGACAUCAAGACCAAAUACCCCGACAAGAAUGUCACAUUGGUCCAUUCUCGGGAUCAUCUGCUGAACAAUUUUGGCCAAGGGCUCCACGAUAUUGCUAAGAAAGCUCUGGAGGAGAUGGGUGUGCAUCUUUACCUGGGUGAACGGGUGGUGUCAGGCUUAGAUUCCGAGCCACCCACCCAGGUCACUCUACGCAGCGGCAAAGCCCUGCAGUGUGACCACUUGAUCAAAUGCACAGGACAGUCAGCACAGUCCAGCCUCAUCAAGCAAUUCUCGCCGGCCUCCGUCGCUCCAUCUGGCGCAAUCCUGAUUGAGAAAACGUUGCAGAUGAAGAACGCUCCGUCUCCUAGAGUCUUCGCCCUUGGGGACGUUAUUGAUGUGCCUGGGCCAAAGAUGGGCCGUGCUGCCUCUGUCCAGGGAUUCCACGUUGCAGACAAUAUUGUGCGCUCAAUCAAGCAUAAGCCCUUGAAAGAAUACAAGCCCACGCUCAUAGACACCUCCAUCGAUUUGACCUUGGGGUUGGGAAAGAAUGUCAUGUAUAUUGACGACUUCGGUAGAAGGGACACGUCGUUCAAUUCGAAGACAACCGAAGAGCUGCAUGCGGCCAGAGCUUGGGAAGUCAUGGGCAUGAAACCGUACCAUGAUCCAGCGGAGGAGGAGGCGGCGGCCCUGAAGCCCAGUGCUUGA
This is a messenger RNA of Capronia coronata CBS 617.96, 1272 nucleotides long. RefSeq lists its product as uncharacterized. The transcript is spliced from 3 exons. NCBI's taxonomy places the organism in Eukaryota, Fungi, Ascomycota, Eurotiomycetes, Chaetothyriales, Herpotrichiellaceae. The record is from RefSeq and is a predicted model, not a curated record. Gene Ontology annotation, molecular function: electron-transferring-flavoprotein dehydrogenase activity; flavin adenine dinucleotide binding. Gene Ontology annotation, cellular component: cytoplasm. The coding region runs from base 1 to 1272 and encodes 423 amino acids.